Nanorana parkeri is the source of this 1334-nucleotide messenger RNA. RefSeq names its product mitogen-activated protein kinase-activated protein kinase 2 (gene MAPKAPK2). Gene Ontology annotation, cellular component: nucleus; cytoplasm. Gene Ontology annotation, molecular function: mitogen-activated protein kinase binding; calcium-dependent protein serine/threonine kinase activity; ATP binding. The coding region runs from base 10 to 1149 and encodes 379 amino acids. Lineage: Eukaryota; Metazoa; Chordata; Amphibia; Anura; Dicroglossidae. The transcript has 10 exons. The record is from RefSeq and is a predicted model, not a curated record. Gene Ontology annotation, biological process: intracellular signal transduction; response to cytokine; toll-like receptor signaling pathway.
CCAUUAAGGAUGAUGAACUCUGGGCUUCCAUUCCUUAAUCCGCCGGCUAUAAGCCAACCCCCAGUCCAACAACAGCCGCCACCCCAGCAGCUCCAGUUCAAAGCUAUCGUCCCAAUAAAAAAGAACGCCAUCACCGAUGACUACAAAGUCACUAACCAGGUCUUGGGACUGGGAAUCAACGGGAAAGUGUUGGAGAUCUUCAGCAAGAAGACCGGUGAAAAGUUCGCUUUAAAGAUGCUGCAGGACUGUGCAAAAGCACGCAGAGAAGUUGAGCUGCAUUGGAGAGCGUCUCAGUGUGCACAUAUUGUAAAGAUAAUUGAUGUCUACGAAAAUCUCUACCAGUCUCGAAAAUGUCUGCUCAUCAUUAUGGAGUGUCUUGACGGUGGAGAGCUUUUCAGUCGCAUUCAAGACAGGGGAGACCAAGCAUUUACAGAACGGGAGGCUUCUGAUAUCAUGAAAAGCAUCGGAGAGGCCAUACAAUAUUUACAUGCAAUCAAUAUUGCCCACAGAGAUGUAAAGCCAGAAAAUCUUUUAUACACAUCCAAAAGACCAAAUACUGUGCUAAAGCUCACAGAUUUUGGAUUUGCUAAAGAAACAACAUCACAUAACUCUUUGGCAACACCAUGUUACACUCCAUAUUAUGUGGCACCUGAAGUUCUAGGCCCUGAAAAAUAUGACAAGUCGUGUGAUAUGUGGUCACUUGGUGUCAUUAUGUAUAUUUUACUCUGUGGAUAUCCACCAUUUUAUUCUAACCAUGGACUGGCUAUAUCUCCAGGAAUGAAGAAGAGAAUUCGCAUGGGGCAGUAUGAGUUUCCUAAUCCAGAAUGGUCUGAAGUGUCUGAUGAAGUGAAACAGCUGAUAAGGAACCUUUUGAAGACUGAUCCAACACAAAGAAUGACCAUCACAGAAUUUAUGAACCACCCGUGGAUAAUGCAAUCCAUGCAAGUGCCACCAACUCCAUUACACACCAGCCGGGUAUUAAAAGAAGAGAAGGAUUUGUGGGAAGAUGUUAAGGAGGAAAUGACCAGUGCACUGGCCACAAUGAGGGUUGACUAUGAACAAAUUAAAAUAAAGAAAAUAGAAGAUGCCUCUAACCCUCUGCUCCAGAAAAGGCGGAAAAAGAUCACACCUCAUGUUGCCACCCACUGAGCUUAUGCCUCUUUUCACCCUGUCCUAGAACUGUUAGUCUCACCAGCCACUGUUAGCUGUAACUGUGGUUUCUAAGUGCCACUGUAAUAUUAGGGGGAAUGGCUGUGCAUCCUGGGACUCACUAUGUACUCAAGUCUGGAAUUUUCAUUUUAGUUUUGUUUUUAGAGACUCUCCACUGUGUGUGU